Cebus imitator (Panamanian white-faced capuchin) is the source of this 2647-nucleotide messenger RNA. RefSeq names its product solute carrier family 30 member 3 (gene SLC30A3). NCBI's taxonomy places the organism in Eukaryota, Metazoa, Chordata, Mammalia, Primates, Cebidae. The transcript is spliced from 9 exons. Gene Ontology annotation, molecular function: zinc ion transmembrane transporter activity. Gene Ontology annotation, biological process: zinc ion transmembrane transport; response to zinc ion. Gene Ontology annotation, cellular component: plasma membrane. The coding region runs from base 311 to 1948 and encodes 545 amino acids. The record is from RefSeq and is a predicted model, not a curated record.
CUCCUACGGACCCUCCUCUUCACAGACUGUCACAGCUUCGAGUGCACAAUCCUCUUCCUACCCCUCCCAUUCUACAGUGGUGGCAGGUGUGAGGGGAGAGAACAUUGAGCAUUUGAAGCUUCGACUUGAGGCUCGGCCACCGACUUUGCUUGGCCGUGACACCAGUGAGGCUACUCGGCUCCACUGGCCGCCCCGCCCGUAAUGGGUACGCCUGUUUCUGCCUCCGCGUGAGGACUGGGGCCACAGGGUGACGGCGUGUCUCUUCACAGAGCCCUCAGAGCCUGUCACUGAGGAAUCCAAACCUGUAGAGAUGCCCUUCCACCACUGCCACAGGGACCCCCUGCCACCGCUGGGGCUCACCCCUGAGAGGCUGCAUGCGCGGAAACAGCUGUAUGCUGCCUGUGCCGUGUGCUUCGUCUUCAUGGCGGGGGAGGUGGUCGGCGGGUAUCUGGCACACAGCCUAGCCAUCAUGACCGAUGCAGCCCACUUGCUAGCGGAUGUGGGUAGCAUGAUGGGCAGCCUCUUCUCCCUCUGGCUUUCCACCCGUCCAGCCACCCGCACCAUGACCUUUGGCUGGCACCGCUCAGAAUGGCCUUUGUGCUGCACCAGGCUGGGCCUCCCCACAGCCACGGGUCUAGGGGAGCAGAGUAUGCACCGCUGGAGGAGGGGCCUGAAGAACCCCUGCCCCUGGGGAACACCAGCGUCAGGGCAGCAUUUGUGCAUGUGCUGGGGGACCUCCUGCAGAGCUUCGGGGUACUGGCUGCCUCCAUCCUCAUCUACUUCAAGCCUCAAUACAAGGCAGCUGACCCCAUCAGCACCUUCCUCUUCUCCAUCUGUGCCCUUGGAUCCACAGCGCCCACCCUCCGAGACGUUCUUCGAAUCCUCAUGGAAGGUACCCCCCGCAAUGUGGGGUUCGAACCUGUGCGGGAUACACUGUUGUCAGUGCCAGGAGUCCGGGCAACCCAUGAGCUGCACCUGUGGGCCCUUACGCUCACUUACCACGUUGCCUCUGCACACCUGGCCAUUGACUCCACUGCUGACCCUGAAGCCGUCCUGGCUGAAGCCUCAUCCCGUCUCUACUCCCGGUUUGGAUUCUCCAGCUGUACCUUGCAGGUCGAGCAGUACCAGCCAGAGAUGGCCCAGUGCCUGCGUUGCCAGGAGCCUCCCCAAGCCUGAGCCAUGGCCCUGCCCUCACCCCACUGCCAGGCCGAGGCUCAGCCCCGGACUCUCAGGAUCUGCUGCCCUGAUCACAGAGACGGGACCGAGCCAGGCCCAUACCCCUUCCUCUCUCCUUCCUUCCACCUGCCAGUUCCCCCAGCCUCAGCCCCAGCCCCGGCCCCAGUGGGCAAGACCAAAGUGUGGCGGGGAGUGGGGUGGGAGUCAGGGGAACAGAUGUGACCAGUUCAGGGGCAGGGACUCCUGGGCCUUAGUGUGGCGGGGUGUGUUGAAGGCCUGCAGUGCCCUCUCCCCAUGGUCUGGAAAGCCACGAACAUCCUUUCCCUGCAGUCCAUUUGUCUGUGUGGCAGGCUGGCUGGCUGGCUGGGGCCAUCUGCCUGUCUAUGUGCUGUUGGUGUGCCUAUGCCUGGGGGAGGUCAGUAGGGGCCCCCUCCCCACAUGGCGCUCGCUCGGUCUAUGCAGGGGCCCCGAAGCCCGCACUUUGUCCGCGUGUCUUAGCCCUGUGGUUUUGUCUGUGUGUGUGUGUGUGUGUGUGUGUGUGUGUGUUCUUGGUGCUGUAGCCUGUGUUUCUCUGUGCCUAUGUGGCUGUGCUAUGGUCUCUAUGAGUCUGCUCCAUGUGUCUUUUUGGGGCUCUAUCUCUCCAACCCUCUGUUGGUGCUGUGCCCUUGGCUAUCCCAGAAAGAGGGAGGACUCCACUGCAGCUCCACCAAUAAACUCAUGUCUCACUGCAUCUUUCAGCCUGUGUGCUGACUCUUCAAGAGGGGGAAAUUGAAUAGGUCACUUGAGAGCGACAGAAUCCCUCCUGUCCCUUCCCAGCCUCUGGAGUGACCUCCCACAGACCUCUUGUCCCUUCCAGUCCCUCCCCAGCCCCUCCACCCUCAGAUGUAGGGUAAAAGCCACCAGUCUCUUUACUCCCUUUCCCGUGGUUCACAGCACGUGUGGGUCCUUGGCUCAGGGAGAGCCCACGUGCCCUGGGCUUGGUUGCAGGAUAAGGCUGGAAGGCAAGGAGCCAAGGAACCCAUGGGAGUCAGUCAUUCCCAGAGGUCCCCACAUGACAUUGGGCCUCAGGCUGGCUGGAGGGAGGCUGGGUCCCUUGGAGGGAGAGUGGCUGGACCAUGUAGCACUAGUGUAGACUUGGUUCUCAGGCCAUCUAAGGUGUCUAGCAGUAGGGACCCCUCAACCCUGACAGCAGCCAAUCCUGAGUCAGGUUUAGGCUGUGAACACCAAGGACCUCUUUUACACCUAUUCCCCCUUUGUCUUAAGAAUUGCACAUUAAAUCACAUUUAAGACACAUUAAGUCUUAAAAUCAGGCUCCUUAAGGGAUUGUUGAUUUUCUCUUUUAAAAUUAUCAAACUCAAGCUGGACAUAGUGGCCUGUGCCUGUAAUCCUAGCACUUUGGGAGGCCGAGGAAGGAGGAUUGUUUGAGUCCAGAAGUUCAAGACCAUCCUGGGUAACCUAGGGAAACCCCUGU